This is a messenger RNA of Acomys russatus (golden spiny mouse), 2060 nucleotides long. It is a transcript of the gene Slc7a4, whose product is annotated as solute carrier family 7 member 4. Gene Ontology annotation, cellular component: plasma membrane. Gene Ontology annotation, biological process: transmembrane transport; amino acid transport. The coding region runs from base 126 to 2033 and encodes 635 amino acids. Gene Ontology annotation, molecular function: amino acid transmembrane transporter activity. NCBI's taxonomy places the organism in Eukaryota, Metazoa, Chordata, Mammalia, Rodentia, Muridae. The transcript has 5 exons. The record is from RefSeq and is a predicted model, not a curated record.
GCCUGGCAGCCGGGGGCGGGCCCUGCACGCAGGCGUUGUAAACUAGCGGGGCAGGCGCAGUGCGCACGGUGGCGGUGGCGGCGACAGCAGUAGGUUCCAGAAGCUGGUUCAGUACUCCGUCUGCCAUGGCCCGGGGACUGCCCAGCCCUGCCCGCUUGGCACGUUUCUGCCAGAAACUGAACCGUCUAAAGCCGCUGCAAGAGUCUAGCAUGGAGACGUCACUGCGUCGCUGCCUGUCCACACUGGACUUGACCCUAUUAGGUGUGGGUGGCAUGGUCGGAUCUGGGCUCUAUGUGCUCACAGGCACAGUGGCAAAGGACAUGGCUGGCCCUGCUGUACUCUUGUCCUUUUUGGUGGCCGCUGUAGCCUCCCUGCUGGCAGCCCUAUGCUAUGCAGAGUUUGGAGCCCGCGUGCCUCGUACCGGCUCUGCAUACUUGUUCACCUACGUGUCCAUGGGUGAAAUAUGGGCAUUCCUCAUAGGCUGGAAUGUGCUUCUGGAAUACCUCAUUGGGGGUGCCGCGGUGGCCCGUGCCUGGAGUGGCUAUUUGGACGCCAUCUUUAACCACAGCAUCCGCAACUUCACAGAGUCUCACGUGGGUGUCUGGCAGGUGCCCUUCCUGGCCCAUUAUCCGGAUUUUCUGGCUGCCGGCAUUUUACUCGUGGCUUCUACCUUUGUCUCCUGUGGUGCCCGAGUCUCUUCCUGGCUUAACCACACGUUCUCAGCCAUCAGUCUGAUUGUCAUCCUUUUCAUCAUCAUCCUGGGCUUCAUCCUGGCCCGCCCUCACAACUGGAGCUCAGAAGAGGGCGGUUUUGCACCCUUCGGCUUCUCUGGUAUCCUGGCUGGCACAGCCACCUGUUUCUAUGCCUUUGUGGGCUUUGAUGUCAUUGCUGCCUCCAGCGAGGAGGCCAAAAACCCACGGUGGGCUGUGCCCACGGCCAUAGCCAUCUCACUCGGCCUGGCAGCUGGUGCCUACAUUCUGGUCUCCACUGUGUUAACCCUCAUGGUACCUUGGCACAGCCUGGACCCCGACUCAGCACUUGCUGAUGCUUUCUAUAGGCGGGGCUACAGCUGGGCUGGCUUCAUUGUGGCCAUCGGCUCCAUCUGUGCCAUGAAUACGGUCCUGCUCAGCAACCUCUUCUCCCUGCCCCGCAUCGUCUACGCCAUGGCCGCCGACGGGCUCUUCUUCCAGGUCUUUGCCCGUGUGCACCCCCGGACACAGGUGCCUGUGGUGGGAAUCUUGGUGUUUGGGAUCCUCACGGCUCUCCUGGCGCUACUGCUGGACCUUGAGGCAUUGGUCCAGUUCCUAUCCAUCGGCACCCUGCUGGCCUAUACCUUUGUGGCCACUAGCAUCAUUGUGCUGCGUUUCCAGAAAUCUUCUCCACCCAGCUCUCCUUGCCUAGACAGCCCUGGCCCCACUGCUAAGACGUACGACUCCUUCUCGGACCACGUACAGCUUGUGGGUGCUGCACAGGCCUCCGUGUCUGAGCCCGGGCAGCUGCGACCAGCCCUAAAGCCUUUCCUGGCCUUCCUGGAUGGAUGCAGCCCUGGGACUGCUGUGGCAUGGGCCCUUGGCGUCUUGAUAGUCUCAGCCAUCUCCCUGGCGUGUGUUGUGGUCUUCGGGAACUCAGACUUGCACCUCCCGCGGUGGGGCUACAUCUUGCUGCUGGUCAUCAGUGGUGCUAUCUUCCUGCUCAGCCUCCUGGUCCUGGGGGCUCACCAGCAGCAAAAGAAGCAAGACACUUUUCAGAUCCCUCUGGUGCCCCUGACUCCAGCCCUGAGCAUCCUUCUCAACAUUUGUCUCAUGCUGAAGCUGAGCUACCUGACCUGGCUGCGCUUUAUCUUCUGGCUGCUGGUCGGACUCGUCGUGUAUUUUGGCUAUGGCAUCUGGCACAGCAAGGAGAACCAGCGGGAGCCACUGGAGCUGACCACUGCGCACUACGUGGUGUUCCCUAGCGGCAGCCUGGAGGAAACAGUGCAGGCUGUGCAGCCUGCUAGCCAGGCACCAGUGCAGGACUCAGGCUGUACUGAAUAGCUGGCCAUGGAGGCUGGCUCAUGGGGG